AUGUUACGGAACAAGGCCCUGGCUGUGCUGCAGAAAACCUACGAUGAUAGCUACCUGAGUUGUUCGACUGCCGUCUACUAUGAAAGCCAGGGAAGUGAGGCCGAGGCCAUGCGGCACUGGAGGAGUGCCCUCGACCAGAUCUACGAUUAUUAUGCGAACCGAGCACCUCCAUCAUAUAGCGUGCGCACCGAUACCGAGAAAGCGCUGCAGGACGCCCUGAGAGAGUUGGAACUGCAAUGCAAGGAGCGGAUCGAUCUUCUUGAGGCGCUGCGUGUAUCGCGGCAAGAAGAGACACUAUCACCACCUCCGCCCAGUGGCAAGUUGAUCAAACGACCUAGCCUUCCAGACAACGACAGAGGCCGGGGAUCCAUAGGACAAGGCACGAUACCCGCUGUACAAUACUCUGAACUAUCGCGACCGUCACUUCCACAUCGUCCAUCGCAACCCCGACGCACUUCAUCGGAGCAGGCUAUCGUGGAUGGACCCAGCGCAUAUCUCGACCCAAACGCAUCCUCGUCAUCGCUGCCAAGAUCAUCGUCGCCCAACGCCCCGAAUCUACCCCCAAGGCCGAAUAAGACAUUGCGAUCACCAAGUCCCGAAAAGCAUACCAUGAGAACCACCCUGCGUUCGGGAAGGCCAGGCGACAGGCCCAUCAAAACUCGCAAAACCCCAAGGCCUGUGGCUGAAGGGCCAAGCAAGGCUGCGACUUUGGCAUGGAGCGCCCUCGGUUCCAAGGACAGACUUCUAAGGAGUAGUCAGCCUGAGGCAGGUCCAGCGACUCCAAGCCCAAGCUCUCGCGCUUCCUUGGAACAAGUUCGCAGGCCAGCCCCAGUGCAAUGGGACAGUCAUUCAAGAAGGCUAGUGGUACCCAGGGAGAAUGAUUUCAAUGGGGAGUCUUCGAGCUCCACGCGUCAUUCUGACGAGUACUGCUAUGCACGUCCAUCCAUGUUGUCCGUUACUGCGGCAUCAAGUGCUCUCAAUUCACUAUCCUAUCAGGAUCUGCCCUCCCCAGACAACUACACAAGUCGGUCCGAACGAUUUACGAGCAGCCGAGACAAUAUCGGGGUGUCGUCAUCACCCCGUAAAGUGUCUAAACACGAGGUGGCAAACGGCGUUGAAACCGCUGACGAUUCCGGAGAGACAUCGGAGAGAAGAAGUGUCUCGGAUGCAUAUCCGAGUAGAAGUCCAGCACCGAAGAGAUCCGGGAGGGCUUUGAAACCGCCAAAACCAAACCCAGAGAAAAGGGAACGAUCACGACGACGUGAGCGGAAAACGCGGCAUGUCUCGACGUCGAGCGCGUCGGCGGAUGACACAGGUCGAUCCGUCUCAAGGUCAAGACGCGCAAAGGCAAAAGAGACAGCCACUGAGACGGAUACCCAAGAAGGCUCCUCAGAUGGGGCUCAAUCUGGGAAAAGCUCCGACGAGAUGACGGAGUGGAAAAAGAAGAAGACAAAGAUUUUGAAGAAUCUGCCUCCUGGCGUUGACGAGGACGCAGCCAAACAAAUUCUCAACGACAUCGUUGUGCAGGGAGAUGAAGUCCAUUGGAGUGAUGUGGCCGGUCUGGAAAUAGCGAAAAAUGCUCUUCGCGAGACAGUUGUAUACCCGUUCUUGAGACCAGAUCUUUUCAUGGGACUUCGAGAACCGGCAAGGGGCAUGCUGCUAUUCGGGCCACCAGGAACUGGAAAGACGAUGCUUGCCAGGGCUGUUGCAACUGAGUCUAAGUCGACAUUCUUCUCGAUUUCUGCUAGCAGUUUGACGAGCAAAUAUCUGGGAGAGUCUGAAAAGCUUGUACGAGCUCUCUUCGGGCUCGCUCGGACCUUGGCGCCCAGCAUCAUCUUCGUUGACGAGAUUGACUCGCUCUUAUCUCAGCGAACAGGAUCCGGAGAGCAUGAGGCCACUACGAGAAUUAAGACCGAGUUUCUCAUCCAGUGGAGCGACCUACAGCGAGCAGCUGCGGGUAGAGAGACCAGUGACAAAGAAAAGGAAAAGGGGGAUGCCAACCGGGUUUUGGUGCUGGCUGCAACCAACCUGCCGUGGGCUAUUGACGAAGCAGCUCGAAGACGAUUUGUUAGACGCCAGUACAUCCCCCUCCCCGAGCCAACAACUCGGGAGACACAACUCAGAACGCUCUUGGGCGAACAAAAACAUGACUUGUCGAAUGAGGAUAUCCUCAAACUCGUAGACCUAACAGAUGGCUUCUCGGGUUCAGACAUUACCGCACUAGCCAAGGACGCAGCCAUGGGACCUCUACGAUCUCUGGGAGAGGCCUUGUUGCACAUGACGAUGGAUGAGAUUCGGCCAAUACAGCUGAUCGAUUUUGAGGCGAGUUUAUCGACAAUCCGCCCCAGCGUUAGUAAGGCCGGAUUAAAAGAGUAUGAAGAUUGGGCAAGAGAGUUUGGAGAACGGGGUGGUUGA
Messenger RNA from Fusarium keratoplasticum, 2415 nucleotides. RefSeq names its product AAA domain-containing protein. The record is from RefSeq and is a predicted model, not a curated record. Bases 1 to 2415 code for a protein of 804 amino acids. NCBI's taxonomy places the organism in Eukaryota, Fungi, Ascomycota, Sordariomycetes, Hypocreales, Nectriaceae. The transcript is spliced from 3 exons. Gene Ontology annotation, molecular function: ATP hydrolysis activity; ATP binding.